Penicillium salamii is the source of this 1641-nucleotide messenger RNA. NCBI's taxonomy places the organism in Eukaryota, Fungi, Ascomycota, Eurotiomycetes, Eurotiales, Aspergillaceae. The record is from the annotation of a GenBank genome assembly.
AUGCGUUCAGCCACUACAGGAUGCUGGACAUGCCGCGUUCGACACCGAAAGUGCGACUUGGAGAAGCCCUCCUGUAAAGAAUGCACUGAGAGAGACGUUCGCUGCCACGGGUAUGGACCCAAGCCAGUAUGGAUGAACGGCGGACCAGAAGAGCAGAAAGAGCGAUCAAGAAUCAAAGCUACAAUAAACAAGAAUUUUCGACGAGUCAAGAAAUUGCAGCAUCUAGCUCGCCAAAGAGAGAGGGAGUCAAAUACAUUGCAUGAUGUACAAAGACAAGACGAGAUACCCGAUGCGGUAGCAAGUCCAGCAUAUUCUCCGCAACUCGCAUCUCUGACUUCUCAACACGAAGAUCUCGAAGUGACUGUUGACUCUGAACCUCAAUCUGUGACUCCCGUCUCCGAUCGAGCCUGUGAGCCCCGUCUAGAUUCCAGCCCACGGCGUACUGGGGGUGAUGGUGGGAUUGACAACCAGGAGGCUUGUUUGUUGAUGCAUUAUCUCGAUCAAGUCUUUCCUUGGCAGUAUCCAUAUCAUGACUCCCGCUCUCGAUUAGGAAAUCGAGGUUGGCUCUUCCUACUGCUGAUCAAGCGUGGACCUCUCUAUCACGCUAUAUUGAGUCUCUCUUCUCUUCACCAAGGUGCUUUACUCGACGCCAAAGAAGAUAUUUUGAAAAAGCAAAAGGCAUUGAACCAUCACUCCAGGGCACUUCGGGAGCUGUGUGACAUGAUGAGUGAAAAGGGUGAUAAAUUAAGGGACGACCAUGCCCAAUUGGCCGAUUUUUUGACUUGUAGCUUCAUGUUGAUCAGCUUCGAGGUAUUCUGCGGUGCGGAGCAUGAUUGGAUUCCACAUCUAGAUGCAGUUACAUCUGUCAUGACUGAAUUAUCUCCAGAGGAAAUCUUCAAACCACAGACUUAUGAUGACACCAACAAGAGAAGUGGAACAAAUGCCGACCUUGAAUUCCUGAUGGUUGGUGUAAUGUGGUAUGAUCUUCUCGCUUGCGUUUCAACGGGCAGUGUACCACGGCUACCAUACCAAAGCUGGCUCCAGACCCCACAUCUUGAUACAGCUGACCUCAUGGGUUGUGAGAACUGGGUGAUGCUAGCGAUCGGUGACUUAGCAUAUCUUUCGGCGUGGAAAGGGCAACAAGAAAAAGACGGGCUGUUGAGUAUUCGAGAACUUGCGUCCAAAGGCAUAGAGAUCGAGACACGAUUAGAAAAUGGCAUCAAGAGCUUGGAUCAGGAAGAGGUUGGCGAUGCAAAGAUGGAAGGGGUCCGAAGUUGGGUCUCUCAUCUCUUUGCGCUCGCAGCUCUUGUUUUGCUGCACACGAUAGUCUCAGGGCCACUCCCAGUGCUUCCAGAAAUAAGGAAUGUCGUUUCUAGGAGCAUCGCGGUGCUCGAGACGAGGCCCAAGACUUGUCCUCUCACAGGGUCUGUAUGGGCAUUAUGUAUAAUAGCGUGUAUGGCACAGUCCCACCAGCCAUUCUUUGAGAGAUUAAUGGGGCAACUGAUGCGCGAGUCCGGACGAUUUGGGAAUACUGCAACCGUGCAGAAGAUUAUCACCAAAUGCUGGGAAAUGCAGGAAACCGGUCGGGCAGAUUGCCGGAUCGCCAUGUCCGAGAUGGGAAUCCAUGCCCUGUUGAUAUAA